AUGCCUUCCAACCAGCACGGGAGCAACUCUCCUGCCGCGGACGGCCAGGAGCCACCCGCGCAGACCGAGCACCUGAAUAUCAAGGUCACUGAUAAUAACAACGAGCUCAUUUUCAAGAUCAAGAAAUCGACUAAGCUGGAGAAACUCAUGGACUCCUUCUGCGAGCGCCAUGGCAAGACCCUUGACUCCGUCCGCUUUCUCUUCGAGGGCAAGCGGGUCCAGGGCUCUGAAACCCCCGAUUCACUCGAGAUGGAAGAUGGCGACACCAUUGAAGUUUAUCAGGAGCAGCUGGGUGGCAAUGGGCUUUGCACCAGAAGAGCAAAAUCUGAGAAUGCCGCGGGCGAUGACACGGUCAGCUCGACUCCCAUCGCAACUCCAACAGACGGCAAUCCGCCAGCCAGGAAGCAGAAGUUCACACACGAGAGCGACGUCACCGAGAAAAAGGAUGAGGUGUCCAAUGAGGGCGAGGCAGUCGGACGCAAUGGCGGCAUCAGGGAUGGUCUGGCCGGGGAGGCAGAGGUGGAGGGGCAGCAUGGUGAGGAGGGCAAGGAGGAAUCGGCAGGUAAACCCAUGGUUGUCACCUCGGGCACAUCCUAG
This is a messenger RNA of Diaporthe citri, 597 nucleotides long. RefSeq lists its product as uncharacterized. The coding region runs from base 1 to 597 and encodes 198 amino acids. Lineage: Eukaryota; Fungi; Ascomycota; Sordariomycetes; Diaporthales; Diaporthaceae. Gene Ontology annotation, biological process: protein sumoylation. The record is from RefSeq and is a predicted model, not a curated record. Gene Ontology annotation, molecular function: ubiquitin-like protein ligase binding; protein tag activity. Gene Ontology annotation, cellular component: septin ring; nucleus. The transcript has 2 exons.